This is a messenger RNA of Hemiscyllium ocellatum (epaulette shark), 7841 nucleotides long. RefSeq lists its product as uncharacterized. Gene Ontology annotation, molecular function: kinase activity; ATP binding. Lineage: Eukaryota; Metazoa; Chordata; Chondrichthyes; Orectolobiformes; Hemiscylliidae. The coding region runs from base 111 to 4181 and encodes 1356 amino acids. The transcript has 36 exons. Gene Ontology annotation, biological process: phosphorylation. The record is from RefSeq and is a predicted model, not a curated record.
ACCUGCUGGUUGGUCGCUGGCUCAGUCUUUGGGAGCUGUGCAACAAAUGUGACAGUGCAUUUGGGGCGUGCGGUCUCCCGGAGUAACAGCGAGCAGAGAAGCCCUGCAGAAUGCUGGGUCUCGCCUCGAUCCUUGUGGCUUUACUGUGCAUCUACAUCGUGAGCAACCUGCUGCAGGCGCAGCCCGAGCCCGUCAACGGCAGGUACUCGGUACCAGGGCGCUUUUACACUCUGAAAAAGUUGCUGGUCAUCUGUUUUUACCGUUACCGCCUGUUCAGGCAGCGGAAGGGCGCAGGCACCGAGAAUGAUGCGGACAGGCUGAAGAUGGGACUGGGGCGCAGGAAAGAGGAGCUUCAGUCCCAACCCAGUGAACGGAAAGGUGGAGGGGGUCUGGGGAUAAGCUACAGAUCUUCUGUGGAAGAAAUGGAAUGCGUGCAGGAGUUAGUGGACGACUGUCAUGCUAUCGACUCAGUUUACUUUAUGGGAUUCACAGAAGUGGAUAAAACCUAUUUUAUUGUUCGUAUUUGCCGGAAACCCAAUGACUUAUGUGAAAUAUGGGUGUUGCUUCGAGUCGAUGGAAUUGGAUAUUUUGAGCAUCCAAUCCAUCCUGAUACCAUCAGUUCUGUGGACAGUAAGAACUCAUGGAGUGGAGGUGGUCUGAAGAUGGAGUGUCUUGAGCCACAUCGGCGAUGGCGAAUCACCUUUAGCGGACUUCUCAGAAGGGGUCCAUACAAAGAUAAGUGGACUGAUGAGGAAGAGGAGCUUCUGCACGUCAAGUUUACUUUUAUCUGGACAGCCUUUUCCACAGUGUUUGACUUUGACACAGAUCUUCAUGCCAGUGCAAUUGCACAAGGUAUUGCUCAAGAGAAAUGGAGUAAAGCUUUCUUUGAUAAGCUGACAAAGUACAAUCAACAGCAGACACAUUAUGAGCAGUGGGGUCAAUAUGUUGGAGAAAUUGAGAUUGAGGGACAUGAGAGAAAUGAGCUGCUUCUUCGUGGAUUAAGAGAUCAUUCUUAUGGUAUCAGAAAUUGGGCUCAUAUGCAUCGCUAUGUUUUGCUCUUGGCACACUUUGAGAAUGGAUUAUCGGUAAAUUUAAUAAUUCUCUCCAUUUCUGCAACCACCACAAAUAUGAAUAUAGGUUAUGUGAUGUUUCCAAAUGGGAAGAAGGCAGGGAUUGACUGGUCAGAUGCCUCUUUAGCUGAGAUUGCUGAUGAUGGGAUCAUUGCUGACCUGUACAGAGUCAGCUUUACAGCAGAAGGCCAGUUAUUUCACCUGCAAAUAUCAAUUGAUAAGGAUGCCUCCCCUGUGAUGUAUGGGGGACUAACUUGGGAAAGUAGAAUCCAUGAGUGCAUAACAUAUUACCGUCUGAAUUUAACUGUUCGUGGCUGGGGCAUAAUGGAAUUUCAUUACAGAAACGAGAGUGGUCGGCAGGCUCCAGACUUUAUACCAUUUGGAAAAUUACAGGAACCUGUGGUACCAGCAUGCUCCAAGCUGGUGUUGGCACUCUCUGAUAAGACAUGCCAAUGUGCUGCAGUGGUGGGCAGUAAAGGAGCUCAGUUGGCACAGCUAAUGGAAAUGCAGAACUGCUAUAGGAACCAGUUUUUUGUGCCUAUAGGACUUUGUGUCACAAUUGCAGCCCUGGAAUAUCACAUGAAAAAGAACAACUGCCUUCAGCAAGCAGUAGCAGAGCUGAACUACGUGAUCUGCAAUGGAAAUAAGAAUGGAAACCUUCAUGAACUGUGUGGAAGAUGUGUUGAAUUGUUCAAGAGAACUGCACUGUCUCCAGAGAUAGAAUGUGCCAUUCGUGAACAGCUGACGGAGCUGAGGUUGCUGGGAGCAGAGGAGCGGUUGGCCACCAGGUCCAGUGCAAUUGGGGAGGACACAGAGGGCACAUCUGCUGCUGGGCAACUCAGCACUGAACUGGGAGUUAAAGGCUUUGAAGAGGUUUGUGAAGCUGUUCAGAAAUGCUGGGCCUCCCUCUAUUCCUUCCAAGCUGUUCAGUAUCGCCAUCAAAGGGGGCAACCAGUAGCAUCGGGCAUGGGGGUGGUGAUCCAACAGAUGGUACCAGCCCAGGCAGCAGGUGUGUUGUUUACCUGCAAUCCUGUCACAGGGCACUCGGGCAGGAUGGUUAUCAAUGCAAAUUAUGGACUCGGAGAGUCUGUGGUGAGUGGUCAUUCGGAGCCCGACACCAUCACCCUCUCGCACAAUCUGAAAGGCAAAUGUCAGAUUAUUAAGAAGGAAAUUGGAGUAAAGAAGCGAUGGUGCCUCGAAAAUGAUGACGGUGGAAUUAAAUAUGAAGAUACUUUAAUUUCUGACGCUGCAAAGUGCUGUAUCUCGGACGAUGUCAUUCUGAGAUUAGGACAAGUUGCUUUUCAGGUCAGAAAAACUUAUGGAGAUCCAAGAGAUAUUGAGUGGGCAGUCAAAGGAACAAAGAUUUAUUUGCUGCAGGCCAGACCAAUAACUACAUUCAACACUGAAUCUGAGUUUGAGCUAAUGCAUGAGUUUGAUUCUGCCUUGUCCACAGACUACGAAUGGAUGACAACCUCAAACGUUGGUGAAAUGAUGCCUGGAGCUGUGACACCUCUAACAUCAAGCAUCUUUGUGAGAGCCAUUGAAUAUGCUUUACAGGAAUUGUCAAUGAAAGCUGGAGGAAACCCUUGCUUUUCACCCUAUACCCACAAAUACUUAGGCAUCUGCUGUUCGCAUUUGUUUCUGAAUCUGAUGAGCUUGAAUGCCAACAUGGAACAGAAUAACAUCAUUACCCAGAAGAAAAUGAAUGACUUUGAACUGCUUGGACGGGUAUUGAAUGAACUAUCAUUACAUGAUGUUAUUUUGAUUCAUGGCCAAUCACCUUUGUGGAAGCGAAUUUUCAAUAUGUUUCGAUAUCUACAGUAUAUGCUCACUGCGGACUCGAGGAUAAAAAGAUUAAUGGAGAAAAUGAAGACUUAUCAGAUUCAACCUGCAAACCAAGCACUGGAAUUUUACUUCAAUAUAGAUCGGCAAUUGCCAGAGUAUUUUGAGGCAUGGUGCAUAUCACUGUCAAAAUCUUGUAGCUCUGGAAUGUGGAAUGCAGUUUUGAUAUCAAUUUUGUCGAAAGGAAAAGCAAAAUGGACCCCUGAACUAAUGGCAGAUGUUGCAGCAUUGUAUAGCACAUGUACAGAUGUUUUACCUGCUGAUAUUCCAGCAUCUAUAGAGGCGAUCGCUGAGGCAAUCCAAACUCAGGGCAAGCGUUCUGAAUUUCUAAAACUGGAUGCAGAGACUGCAGUAUCUUGGCUGCUGUCUCAGGAAAGUGGAGAUGCUGGUUGGAAAUUCCAAAACUUCCUAAAGAAACAUGGCUUUCGCUGCCUCAGGGAGGCUGAAUUCCAUGAAAAAUCAUGGAUGAGUCAUCCAGUAAAGCUACUGCCAGCAAUCCAGAGAGCUUUGCAGAGCGGAAAAGUGGUUGUUGAUAAAGUUGUACUGUCUUCGGAGGAAGCUAUUGCUUCCAUAAAUUCAUCAGUCUCAUGGAUUAGAAAGUAUGUUGUGCGCUUGAUCCUACCUGAGGCAAGAAAAGCUAUUUCUGACAGAGAAUUGUUUAAAGCAGAGGCAAUAAGAAUGAAUGAUGUUUUUAAGGCUGCUUAUUGGAAACUAGCUAAACUGAUGGUUCUGGAGGGUUACUUACCAGAUGAGGACUUGCUGUUCUUCCUAACUCAUUCAGAAAUUGGACAAGUUCUUCAGCUGAAAUCAACAAACAUCAUCUCAAAAGCCCAGCGACGGAGAAGGUUACUGGAAAGGCAAAUGGGUCUGCAAUUUAAAGAAAUGAACAUUGGUAAACCUGUGCCAAUUGACCAAUAUCAGGGUGAGGAAACUGGAAGAAAAAUAACUCUGAGAGGUAUGACAGUAAGCCAGGGGACUGUGAAGGGAACAGCACGUGUUGUGAAAGCCAUUCUGGAUGCUGAGUGCAUCCAACAGGGGGAUAUUUUAAUUGUGGCAAGUACAGACAUUGGAUGGAGCCCAUACUUCCCUCUACUCAGGGGACUGGUCACUGAGAUCGGAGGAUUGCUUUCACAUGGUGCCGUAGUUGCACGUGAACAUGGGUUACCUUGUAUUGUGAGUUGCAAAAAUGCGACAAACUUAUUGAAAUCAGGUGAUACAGUGAUUCUCAAUGGGAGACAAGGAUUUGUGCAAAAAGUUGAAGCAAACUGAAAAUUUGAAUGUAUUGAUAAGACAACAUCACCUUUGUUUUCAUGUUUCUAAGACUGCAGUUUUAAGUUAAAUAUAAAUAUUCACACAGUGAAGUAUUUUUAUACAUAAAUAUAGAACAAACAGGAAGAAAGUUAGCCACCAGGAUACAUGAACACCAGCUAGCCACAAAAAGACACGGCCCUCUCUCUCUCAUAGCCCUACACACGGAUGAAAAAAACCCACUAUUUCAACUGGGAUAAAACAUCUAUCCUGGGACAGGCUAAGCAAAGACAUGCCAGAGAAUUCCUAGAGGCCUGGCACUCCAACCCAAGGCAUCUAGAUCUAUAUUUUUGUUUAUGGCGAUCUAUCAACCCUUCAAAAAACGAACAGGAAAUGACAUCACCACAAACCCCAGGAACCCCAUCCAGGAGAAAGAUAUAAAUGGAAAGCAGGAGACAACAGCUUCGCUUCACUUGGAGGUCGCCACUGAUGAUGUUACCUAGCCAGGUAAUGAAACGUCUAGAUAUCAAACCUUCAGCUCAGUGAGCAAACCUACACCCUAAACAGAUUGAAUGUGCAAAAUCCUCACAGAUAGUCACCUGAGAGUAGAAUUGAACCAGGUUCCAUGGUGCUGUGAGGCAGCUGUGCUAACCACUGAGCCACCAUGUAACCCCAGUCAUUUGCAUUCUUCUGAAUUCUACUUCCAUCUGUACCCGACUGUAUUGUUAGGGUUUUUAAAGGUUUGAUUAAAAUGAAUUCAAAAAGACACAUGCUCUUUGUAAUAAAGUAAAUCUGUUAGCUUAAACUACUUUGGAUAUAUUCAACAAGCAAGUCUCACUGGCUUCUGCCAUCAGGGACUUAGGUGACACUGUCUCUUGGAGAUCUAUCUCAAUUUUCAUGGGACUAGUCUGUGAACCCCAGUCCAAUGGAGAAAGGUCCUCAAGCCCUGGGGAAAUGUCCCCAAUAUCAAUACUGUUCUAAAAAUGAUAUUAUGCUGUAUUGCCAUCUCUGAGUACUUUUCCCAGGCAUUCCUCUGCUUGAAGGCCACAAACAAAUCCAGGUGUUGCUGCAAAACAGACUGCUCCCAAUUGCAGGGGAAGGUUAUUGUUGUCACCUUCCAGCCAAAACAGACUACUUUUACAUUAAGCCUGUUUUUCAUGUAUUUUCCUUCGAUUUGUUAUUGCCAUGUCCAAUUAAUCCUUAACAGCUAACCUUUACUGAACUGCCUUGGUAAUUAUCAGUUUUGAACCUAACUCUACAACCGCACUCUAGCUUCUCACCCUCGCUUGGUCUUGAUACUAAGACCUAUUUAUUUGACAUUGGCUGUCUCAACCUUUCCCCUACUGACUGGAAACUUCUCCCUCUGAAUGUACAGCCCUGUGUUUCCUAAUGAGAGCAGAAAGUGCCAAAGAAACGGACGUGUGGAAAGAGAAGUGGAGUUAACCUUUCGUGUCCAAUAUGGCACUUCUUCCCUACUUGAAACAUUACCUGUUUCUCAGUGUAUCAAUGAUAGCAGGCCUACAGAAUUUCUCCAGCAGGUUUUUUUUUCAAAACUUCGACAUCCACAGUACUUUGCUUUUAUUUCUAUGUUACUGAAUGCUGCUAUCAAACCCUGCUGACAAGGGCAGCACAACUAGCUGGCAUUUGGAUCUUGCCCCAGCACAUUCUCUGGACCAUGAUCUCUAACAUCCAAGUUGUCACAACCCUCAUCUCACAGAGUCAUAGAGAUGUACAGCAUGGAAACAGACCCUUCGGUCCCACCCGUCCAUACUGACUAGAUAUCCCAACCCUGUCUAGUCCCACCUGCCAGCACCCGGCCCAUAUCCCUCAAAACCCUUCCUAUUCAUAUACCCAUCCAAAUGCCUCUUAAAUGUUGCAAUUGUACCAGCUUCCACCACUUCCUCUGCCAGCUCAUUCAAUACACGUAUCAUCCUCUGUGUGAAAAAGUUGCCCCUUAGGUCUCUUUUAUAUCUUUCCCCUCUCACUCUAAACCUAUACCCUGUCUAGUUCUGCACUCCCCGACCUCAGGGAAAAGACUUUGUCUAUUUAUCCUAUCCAUGCCCCUCAUAAUUUUGUAAACCUCUGUAAGGUCACCCCUCAGCCUCCGGCGCUCCAGGAAAAACAGCCCCAGUCUGUUCAGUCUCUCCCUAUAGCUCAAAUCCUCCAACCCUGGCAACAUCCUUGUGAAUCUUUUCUGAACCCUCUCAAGUUUCACAGCAUCCUUCCUUUAGGAAGGAGACCGGAAUUACACACAAUAUUCCAACAGUGGCCUAACCAAUGUCCUGUACAGCUGCAACAUACUUCCUAAUUCCUGUACUCAAUACUCUGACCAAUAAAGGAAAGCAUACCAAAUGCCUUCUUCACUAUCCUAUCUACCUGCGACUCCACUUCAAGGAGCUAUGAACCUGCACUCCAAGGUCUCUUUGUUCAGCAACACUACCUAGGACCUUACCAUUAAGUAUAUACAUCCUGCUAAGAUUUGCUUUCCCAAAGUGCAGCAUCUCGCAUUUAUCUGAAUUAAACUCCAUCUGCUACUUCUCAGCCCAUUGUCCGAUCUGGUCAAGAUCCUGUUGUAAUCUGAGGUAAACUUCUUCGCUGUCCACUACACCUCCAAUUUUGGUGUCAUCUGCAAACUUACUAACUGUACCUCUUAUGCUGCCCUGACUGGCCUCCAAUCCUGUUGCAAAUCACAGAAUCACAUGAUUGUUACAGCCCACAAGGAGGCCAUUCAGCCAGCCAUAUCUAUGCUCGCUGUCCCAAUGAGUGCACCUCAUCCCUUUCUCCCAAACUCUGGCAUAACCUUUCUUUUUCGAUAAUAGUUCAAUUCAUUCAUAAGUGACUCAAUUGAGCCUGCCCUUUCCAUACUCAGAGGCAGCACAUUCUAGAUCCCACUCACUGCACCAAAACAUUUCUCUUGAUGUUUCCAAUGCUUCUUUUACAAACAUCUUAAAUCCAUGAUCUCUAAUGUCCAAUGCCUGAUCCAUACCCUAUCUUUCCGUGGAUGGGAAUAGUUCUUCCCCAUUUCUCUAGACCCCUUCAUCAUAUCUUCUCUCAACUUCCAUUUCUCCAAGGAAGACAGUCCCAACUUUUCCAAUCUACAUAACCUUGCAAACAGUCUCAUGAAUUCCCUUUGCCUUUCCUUCACUCAUUCAUGGCACAUAAGCACCAUCUGAAAAAAGCUAACAUUUAUUGCCCAUGCCAAAUUGUCCUUGAGCCAUUUUUUUUUAAACUCUGCUGUCCAUGUGGUGUCAGUAUACCCACAUUGCUGUGGUAGAGAAGGCAGUGGGUGGAGUUGGGGAGGGCAAUGGGAGAUGAGGGGUCUUUCCAGGAUUUUGAGUCGGUGAGAGUGACAGAAUGGCAGUUCCGUUCAGGGCAAUGUGUGACUUGGAGCAGAAUCUGCAGUUGUUGUGUAGGUUUCGAAAGAGCAGAGCGGGUUAUAAAAAUGAAUAACUGACAAUCUAUGAAGAAAAGGUGAAUAUGUAUUGAUAAAAAGUUCGGUCUCAGAGCCGUGUGAUAUUUUAUGUAAAGUCAAUAGGUAUAAACAUUCAGAAUGUCUAACAUAUGAGUUUAAUUUAAAGUUUCAUUCUUAAAAACCAAACAAUGUUUUUUGUGUCUGUAUAUGUAACUGUAACAGAUUAUUCUAUAAUUUUCAUUGAGUCAAUAAAGUUAUACAACAUGAAA